Exaiptasia diaphana is the source of this 3807-nucleotide messenger RNA. RefSeq names its product fibronectin type III domain-containing protein. The record is from RefSeq and is a predicted model, not a curated record. Gene Ontology annotation, molecular function: protein binding. NCBI's taxonomy places the organism in Eukaryota, Metazoa, Cnidaria, Anthozoa, Actiniaria, Aiptasiidae.
AAGUCUUCAUUCUUCAUCGUUGAAGUGCUAAAUAAAACCGUUUGGGUGAACUGAACUCACAAGGAUUUUCAAGGGAUUAAUGAUCUAACGAACGCAAGUGAGGAAAGGAUCUCUGUUACUGCAGUUCGAAGUUGUAAGCACAGGUUUCUUCAAAAUGUUGUUGUGCUUUGGGGUUUUGAUAGUGUGCUGUUCCUUUGUAAAAGGGCAAACUCCACCAGACAUCACACUAUUUGCUGAGAAUAGAACAGGAAAACUGACACUUGAUGAGCCCAGUGAUGUGAAAAAGGAAUUUAAAUUGUUGUGCAGAACUACUGGCUCAACACCAAUGACCUUUUCCUGGAAACAYAAUGGCAAACCAGUCGUUGAAGGAAGGGGGAUCUCAAUUAUAAAUGAUAAAAAGAAACCUAAUGAACAAGUUUUGUGGUAUGAUGGUGUAACACCUCGUGAUGAUGGGAAAUACCAGUGCUUAGUUAAGAAUGCAUAUGGUGGGACGUUUACAAGAAAAAUGCGAGUCAAAGUAACCUAUGCUGAUGAUUUUGAAGAUUCAGACUCAGUUGUUCAAAAUUUAGAUAAUAUAGUUGUUGGUUCGCCAUUACGUUUGGUUUGUCCAAAACAUAGUGGAAAAGCAGCUCAUAAAGACUUUGGGGCAAUUCACUUUUGGGGCAGAAAAAAGGGUGCUUUAGCACUUCAAACACUUGCAACUGRUAAAAAAAAUAGAGUUCUUCUGCCAAAUGGAGACUUUCUGUUUCURCAUUUGACCCAGGAUGAUGUUGAUACAAUCAAAGGUUUCUACGAUGAAGCUGUCCAAUGUAUUGUUACUGCAGGGAACAGUAUUUUCUACUCAAAGCAAUUCAAAUUGAAGGCACCAAUUAAAACUGGUAUGUAUUAUAUAAUACCAUAUUUACCCAUGUAUAAGCCGCUCUCUUUAUACUGUUUUUUUCCUUUGAAAAGUCCUGUACCCAAAAUAAAAUGGUUAAGACUUAAUAAUGACCAAACCGAGUCGAAAGAAAUUGAGAAUGGAAAAGGUGGGUUUUUGUUGAAAGACAACGGAGUGAUACUACGCAUAGAACCUGUGUCAAAAACCCAACAUGAAGAUGGAUACUAYCAGUGUGUGGCAUCCAAUGGAGUAGGCAAAGAUGACAAGACUAAACCAACUAAACUGCAAGUAGUUGUUCCUCCACUGUGGACCACUGAACCUCCAAGUGAAUACUCAAUUCCUAUUGAAUCAGAUGAUUCGUUGCUUUGUGAAGCACUUGGAUCACCUCCACCUAGUUAUAAAUGGUACUACAAUGGGACUGCCUUUAAAUCAGAUGAUGAACUCUAAUAAACCAGACAUCCUGAAAUUUGGACCUUUCUAUCUAUUCAAGGGAACAAAUGCCACCCUCAAAUGUGAAUCAAAUGCUGCUCCUCGUGCAGACCACACCUGGUAUCACAAUGGCAAGAAGCUCGAAAUAAAAGGUCGCUAUUCGCUAGAUAAACAGGGUUCUCUUAUAAUCCGUGACGUGGUUGAUUCUGAUGGUGGAAAGUAUAAAUGCGCAGCCAAGAAUUCCAUCGGAAAUGAUGAAGCAACGGAAAGUUCUACUGUUUAUGAAAGGACUGUCAUCAUYCGCAAGUCUCCUGCAAAUGUCAUCAUCACSCUGGACAAACCACUUGAYUUACAGUGUGARGCGAGGGCCGACCCAAGGCURAAAGCUUUCCUCAAGUACAAAUGGCUAAAGGACAAUGCUCCCUUGAAGUAUGACAGCAGAGUGAUAUGGAUGGGAAGUAUGAAUAUYCUAAGAAUCAAAAAAGCAAUUGUCACCGAUGGCGCCAUGUACAAGUGUGUUGCWUACACUGACACUAAGCAAUAUUCAGAAGAUACUUUUACUACAAUUGCUGAUGUUGAAGGUGUUCCGUCCCCUCCAUUUGACCUGUCAAUUACUGACUGUAGCAAUGCAAGCACAACAAUUUCCUGGAAAAAAGGCAAAGAUAACGACUCACCUACCACAAAAUUUAUUGUAGAGCAGGAAUCAACRUAUGCACCAGAGGAAUGGAUAGUCAUUGCCAACAUUAGUCAACCAAAUGCACGRAAGUACACUCUGCCRCUKACACUGUGGGCCGACUUGACRUUCAGAAUGAGGGCAGUGAAUAAGAUAGGGCCAAGUAGAGCAAGUCUUCCUACUGGAAAAAAACAAUGUAUCACCAAGCAAGGAUUGCCAACAGAGUUUCCCAAAAAUUUGAGAGGUAUUCCUGGAAAAGCAAAUGAGUUGGACAUUGCUUGGACAGCRAUGACUAAACUGCAAGCAAAUGCCCCAGGUCUCCGAUAUAUCCUCUUCUAUGAAAAAGCUGAGGAUUACGAAAAGAAUAAUAAACAAUUUAUAAAAAAGGUCACCAUCACAGAUCAUACAACCGAGCGUUUCAAAGUACCAAAUGCAGGUUAUUACAUCAAGUGGAAGUUCCAGAUUGUAGCACGGAAUAAUAUUGGCCCCGGUCCAGUCAGUAACAUCCAGGAAUCAUACUCWGGUCAGAAUGCACCAACAGGCAGACCAACAGAUGUUCAAAUUGGUAAAAUUUUUGCUCGUAAAAUUGAGUUAUCGUGGAAUAGGGUAGACAUUGAAGGCCGUGGAAGUAUUGAUGGUUAUAAGAUCUACUACUGGGGUCAAAGUAAGAGUGAUUCAACAAACAUAAGAAGUAGAAGAGAGAUCCCACCUGGUGCGUCUGUAUUUAUAGCAGAACACACUACAAAAGACAGACAGAAAGUCACYGUGACUGGUUUAACUCCUUAUAGCUCUUACACCCUGGCUAUAAAAGCAUUUAACAGUGGUGGAGAAGGACCCUCAAGUGAUGAACUCAGCUUUGAUACCAAAGAAGAUGUUCCAGGAGAGGUUUCAACCUUCAAAGCCUAUGCCUUUUCAAGCUACAUCUUUGCAUCUUGGGGUGAACCUUUGGAAAAGAAUGGAAUCCUUUUGGGUUACUCCAUUGCUGCUGUCAAGUAUAAAGAUAACCAGAAGAUCAAAGUCCCACCAGAAAGUGCUUUUGUGAACGUUGAAACAAAUAAAUUUGAGCAUCUGUUUGAUAACAUGGAGGCAAAUUCUCGAUAUGUUGUUUAUCUUAGAGCUAGGACUAAGAUUGGACCUGGACCAGAUCAAAGAGCUGACUUGAAGACCAUUUCUCCAGCCAGUGCUGGGAAGCGAGUUAGUACACCGUUUUAUAAGACRCCGUGGUUUAUAAUCUURAUGGUGCUCAUCUUGUUGCUGUUUAUCCUUUUACUGGUCGCCAUUUUGUAUACGAGAAAAAARGGAGCCAAGUAUCCAGUUGGUAAAAGAGAAAAGGAAAGGGCCGGAAUACUUGAUCCGGCAGACGAGGAAGAUAUGGUCGACAUGGGACCGAUGGACGACAAUCCCCCACCCUACCCUAGUCAGGGGUCUUUAGAAAAGCACAAUCUCUCAGACGAUGACCGUGACAGUUUGGAUGACUAUGGUGAAGGCCCACAAUUCAAAGAAGAUGGCUCUUUCAUUGAGGAAUAUGGUGACGACAGGAAGAAACURUCUGACGACAAGGACAAGUCUGCUACCGCAACAUUUGUGUGAUUGGGCUAAAUUAACUGAUAUAUUUAUAGUUCAUCUGUGACUAAAAAURACGUCACGUGCUAUGAUGCAAUAGGUUUGACGUCAAAAUUUGUCGGAACAUAUCCACAAAAACUCGAGCUUCGCGGCAAAUGUUUGCUCUCGCGUUUGAAGUAAACUAGGACAAUUAUAGGAUUAUCUAUAGAWAUUGAUUAACUAAAUUAAUACCAGCUUUAAUUUUCAUAAAACAGAUAGACCUCUA